Messenger RNA from Lampris incognitus (smalleye Pacific opah), 8823 nucleotides. It is a transcript of the gene cacna1g, whose product is annotated as calcium channel, voltage-dependent, T type, alpha 1G subunit. The coding region runs from base 55 to 7794 and encodes 2579 amino acids. Gene Ontology annotation, cellular component: voltage-gated calcium channel complex; plasma membrane; voltage-gated sodium channel complex. The transcript has 41 exons. Gene Ontology annotation, biological process: sodium ion transmembrane transport; membrane depolarization during action potential; calcium ion import. NCBI's taxonomy places the organism in Eukaryota, Metazoa, Chordata, Actinopteri, Lampriformes, Lampridae. Gene Ontology annotation, molecular function: voltage-gated sodium channel activity; low voltage-gated calcium channel activity. The record is from RefSeq and is a predicted model, not a curated record.
GCGAUGACUGAGCGCGCCCUGGGCACAUCUACCGAGUCGACUACAGGAGGCUGAAUGAUGGCCGAGGAUGGGGGACAUCUCUCCGGGGAGCCCGGCGCCGCGGACGCGGAGAGGCGCUCCUCUCUCCCCAGGACAUUCAUACGGCUCAACGACCUGUCCGGAGGAGGCGCGGAGCGCGGCGAGGCGGAGCCCGCGGCUCCCACACCUGACGGAGCCUCCGCUGCGGAUGGCGAGGAGGCGUCGGCGAGCGGCGAGGAGACCCUGCCCUACCCCACCCUGGCGCCCGUGGUGUUUUUCUACCUGAAGCAGACCACCCGGCCCCGGAGCUGGUGUCUCAGGAUGGUCUGCAACCCAUAUCCUUUGCCUACAGCGAGUAAGCUUGUUGUUUUAUUGGAAUUGAUAUAUCUGGGCCAUCCCUGUGAUGAUGUGGAUUGUAGUACACACCGGUGUAGGAAUCUUCAGGACUUUGAUGACUUCAUCUUUGCAUUUUUUGCCAUUGAGAUGGUGAUCAAGAUGGUGGCUUUAGGCAUCUUUGGGAAGAAGUGUUACCUAGGAGACACGUGGAACCGCUUGGACUUCUUUAUAGUCGUGGCUGGGAUGCUGGAGUACUCUCUCAACCUGCAGAACGUCAGCUUCUCGGCUGUGAGGACUGUGCGCGUCUUGAGACCACUGAGGGCCAUCAACAGAGUACCAAGUAUGCGUAUCCUUGUGACCCUGCUCCUUGACACCCUGCCCAUGCUGGGCAAUGUGCUGCUGCUUUGCUUCUUCGUCUUCUUCAUAUUUGGUAUCGUGGGUGUCCAGCUGUGGGCCGGCCUGCUCAGAAACCGCUGUUUUCUGGAAGACAACUUCUCCUUCCCUCUCUCUGUAGAGCUCGGCAAAUACUACCACACAGAGAACGACGAUGAGAACCCCUUCAUCUGCUCCCAGCCCAGGGACAACGGCAUGAGGGAGUGCAGCUCAGUGCCCUUCCUGUACGAGGAGGGAGGUUUGCAGUGCAAACUCGACAUGGAGUCCUACAACAGCACGGACAACACCACCUGUGUCAACUGGAACAAGUACUACACCAACUGCUCCGCUGGCAACUUCAAUCCCUUCAAAGGAGCCAUUAAUUUUGACAAUAUCUGCUAUGCCUGGAUCGCCAUCUUUCAGGUGAUCACCCUUGAGGGCUGGGUGGACAUCAUGUACUUUGUGAUGGAUGCUCACUCCUUCUACAACUUCAUCUAUUUUAUCCUGCUCAUCAUUAUUGGCUCCUUCUUCAUGAUCAACCUGUGCCUGGUAGUCAUUGCCACCCAGUUCUCAGAGACCAAACAAAGGGAGAGUCAGCUGAUGAAAGAGCAGCGCAUCCGUUUCCUCUCCAAUGCCAGCACCUUGGCCUCCUUCUCUGAACCUGGUUCUUGCUAUGAUGAGCUGCUCAAGUACCUGGUCCACAUCAUCCGCAAGGGGGCCAAACAGGUGGCCCAUCUGUGCAGGGUGGUGGCUCGCCGUGCCGGGCUCAACAUUGCCGCCUCCCCCCCUGCCCUGGAGCCUCAGCGCAGCCAGAGCCAGAGAAGGAGGAGGAAGGCUUCGAGACAAGGAUCUGUGUCUGUUCAUCACCUGGUGCACCAUCACCAUCACCACCACCAUCAUUACCACCUGGGCAACGGCAGUGUACGAGGAGGAGGAGGGAGCAUCAGAGGUCUGGAGGGGGUGGGGAGCACGGUGAAAGAUGUGGAGGCCGGUUCCCAUAACAACAACGGAGGGGCUGCCAUAGUAGCCACAUGUUCUGGGCGACUUACACUGGCCCUUCCUUCCACUGUGACAGCGACCACCUCGGACAUGAACCUUGCCAUCUCCUCCAACCCCCUGGGGAGAACUGCCGAUUUGUCUUCGGUGCCCAGUGUGUACCAUGCAGACUGCCAUUUAGAAACUGUACAGUGUAUCCCCUCACCCACCGUCCUGGGGCCGGCUCCGAGCCCCAUCUCCCUGGCCCCAGCUCCAAUGUCAAGGGCCAUGAAGAGGAACUCUGUGCCCUUUGCUGCUCCAGGGCCUAAAAACUACCCCACCCUGCAGGCUAGAGCCCUAGCUGAGUCCAGAGGAGGGAGUGUUGGAGCCAGCACUCUAACAAACCUUAAUUUCAGCCUAAAUAUCCCACCAACACCCCUGGAAAGGCAGCCCCAAAGCCUGGUGGAUACACCAUACACACCCACAGCCCAGUUCUCCUGCCAGCUGUCAGCACGUGAGCUCAGCGCCACCAGCAGCCCGAUGGAUACGGCCGCCUUCACCUUUGAGCCAGAGACCUGCUCCUACUGUGCCAAGGCCCUUGCCAACGAAUCGGAGGGCGGCACAGAGGGCAACGAGACCCCCGGUGACUCGGACAGCGAGGGCGUGUACGAGUUCACGCAGGACCUGCAUCACAGGGACCGGCGAGACAGCCGGCUGCCCAAGAAAAAGCGGCGACGGCUGGGCAACACGGCGGCCAAGGUGGUGCACUUCUGGAGGCUGGUGUGCGACACCUUCCGGAAGAUCGUGGACAGCAAAUACUUUGGCCGAGGGAUCAUGAUCGCCAUUCUGAUCAAUACUUUGAGCAUGGGGAUCGAGUAUCACGAGCAGCCUGAUGAGCUGACCAACGCGUUGGAGAUCAGCAAUAUUGUGUUCACCAGUCUGUUUGCCCUGGAGAUGUUGUUGAAGGUGCUCGUCUAUGGGCCGUUUGGGUACAUUAAGAACCCCUACAACAUAUUUGACGGGAUAAUUGUAGUCAUCAGUGUGUGGGAGAUUGUGGGCCAGCAGGGCGGGGGUCUGUCCGUGCUGAGGACUUUCCGGUUGAUGCGGGUGCUGAAGCUGGUCCGCUUCAUGCCCGCCCUCCAGAGACAGUUGGUGGUGCUGAUGAAGACCAUGGACAAUGUGGCCACCUUCUGCAUGCUCCUCAUGCUUUUCAUCUUCAUCUUCAGCAUCCUGGGAAUGCAUCUGUUUGGCUGUAAGUUCGGGUCCGAGAGAGAUGGAGACACUCUGCCCGACCGCAAGAACUUUGACUCCCUCCUCUGGGCCAUAGUCACGGUUUUCCAGAUCCUGACCCAGGAGGACUGGAACAAGGUCCUCUACAAUGGCAUGGCCUCCACCUCUCCCGUGGCUGCCCUCUACUUCAUCGCCCUGAUGACGUUCGGCAACUAUGUCCUCUUCAACCUGCUGGUGGCCAUUUUGGUUGAGGGUUUUCAGACGGAGGGUGAUGCUUCUAAAUCGGGUUCAGAGAUAGAUUCCUUCGCUCGCAGCAUGGAGGAUGUGAACGGCAGCAAGAAGGAUUUAUCAGCCUCCGCAGUAGUGCCGAUAAAUGGACACGUGGACCUGAAGAGCAGCCUGACCCCUCCUCUGAUCACCCACACGGCCGCCACCCCCAUGCCCGUGCCUAAGCUACCUGUCGGAGGUGACCCCGUCCUGGGCUACGAGUCCCGAAGAGGCAGCAGUGUCUCCAUCGACCCGGCCUGCCAUGACAAGUCACCGGUUAGUGCCCCGUGGACUUCCGGCAGUGGCCGGACCAGCCGCCGGUCCAGCUGGAACAGCCUGGGCCGUGUCCCCUCCGUCAAACGCCAGAAGCACCAGUCUGGAGAGCGGCGCUCGCUCCUCUCUGGGGAAGGUGACUCCAGCUCUGAGGAAGGCGAGGGUGGCGGGGAAGGGCUAAUGGACGGGGACGACGCCUCCCUGGCCAGGACGGACUCCAUGUCGCAGUCCCACUCGGGUCCCAGACACCGGAGAAUGGAGUCCGUGGACACGCGGAGCUCCAUGGACCUGCCCCCUGACACGCUGUUGCAGGUCCCCUACCUGUACCGCUCAGCCAGCAUGCACAGCUCCAGGCCCCCCUCGCUAGGCUACCUGCGGCCCCCGGGGCACGUCGACUGUAACGGCAAGGGCUCCCCGUCAGCACUGGGCCCCACACAGCUGUCUCUGGAAGACAACACCGAGGAAGACAACGCAGAGGAGGAAGCCAACCUGAGUCGUUUUGCUAGAUUAUUUCGCUGGCUGGAGAAGAAACAACCAGAGUGGUGCCGACAGAGGGAUACCUGGUCCCUCUAUCUCUUCCCUCCCGAGUCUAGGUUUCGGAUCGUGUGCAAUAAAAUCAUCACACAUAAGAUGUUUGACCACGUGGUGUUGGUCAUCAUCUUCCUCAACUGCAUCACCAUUGCCAUGGAGAGACCUCGCAUUGAUCCCAACAGCGCUGAGCGGAUCUUCCUCACGUUGUCUAACUACAUCUUCACGGCGAUCUUUGUGACUGAGAUGGCUGUCAAGAUCGCGGCUAAGGGCUGGUGUUUCGGGGACAAGGCGUACCUGAGGAGCAGCUGGAAUAUUCUGGACGGCAUGCUGGUGCUCAUCUCUGUCAUUGACAUCCUGGUGUCUCUUAUCUCCAACUCCGGUACCAAGAUACUGGGCAUGCUCAGAGUGCUGAGGCUGCUGAGGACCCUCAGGCCUCUACGUGUGAUCAGCAGAGCCCCGGGACUGAAGCUGGUGGUGGAGACUCUGAUGUCCUCUCUGAAGCCCAUCGGCAACAUUGUGGUCAUCUGCUGCGCCUUCUUCAUUAUCUUUGGCAUCCUCGGAGUGCAGCUGUUCAAAGGGAAGUUCUUUAUUUGUCAAGGAGAGGAUGUGAGGAACAUCACCAACAAGUCUGACUGCGAUCAAGCCAAUUACAAAUGGGUCAGACACAAGUACAACUUUGACAACUUGGGGCAGGCCUUGAUGUCUCUCUUUGUUCUGGCGUCAAAAGAUGGCUGGGUGGAUAUUAUGUACGAUGGACUGGACGCUGUAGGAGUUGACCAACAGCCGGUAAUGAACUACAACCCAUGGAUGCUGCUCUACUUCAUCUCCUUCCUGCUGAUCGUGGCCUUCUUCGUGCUCAACAUGUUUGUGGGAGUAGUGGUGGAGAACUUCCACAAGUGUCGGCGCCAUCAGGAGGCUGAGGAGGCCAAACGCAGGGAGGAGAAGAGACUGAAACGCAUGGAGAAAAAGAGACGGAGUAAGGAGAAGGAGCUGGCUGCUCAGAGUAAGCCCUACUACUCAGACUACUCCCCUACCCGUCUGCUCAUCCACAAGAUGUGCACGAGCCACUACCUUGACCUGUUCAUCACCAUUGUCAUAGGACUCAACGUCAUCACCAUGGCCAUGGAGCACUACCAACAACCCAAGGAGUUGGAUGAGGCGCUGAAGAUCUGUAAUUAUAUCUUCACCCUCAUCUUCGUCCUGGAGUCUGUCUUCAAGCUCGUGGCCUUUGGCUUCCGGCGUUUCUUCAAGGACAGGUGGAAUCAGCUGGACCUGGCCAUCGUUCUGCUGUCCAUCAUGGGCAUCACGCUGGAGGAGAUUGAGGUCAACGCUUCCUUGCCCAUCAACCCUACCAUCAUCCGAAUUAUGAGAGUGCUGAGGAUAGCACGAGUGUUGAAGCUGUUGAAGAUGGCGGUUGGGAUGAGAGCUUUACUGGACACCGUUAUGCAAGCCCUGCCCCAGGUGGGGAAUCUGGGCCUUCUCUUCAUGCUGCUCUUCUUUAUCUUUGCAGCCCUGGGAGUGGAGCUGUUUGGUGACUUGAUUUGUGAUGAGCUCCACCAGUGUGAGGGUUUGGGCCGCUAUGCAACGUUCAAAAACUUUGGCAUGGCAUUUCUGCUGCUGUUCAGAGUUUCAACGGGGGACAACUGGAACGGCAUAAUGAAGGACACUUUGAGGGACUGUGCCCAUGACACUAGCACCUGCUACAACACUGUGGUCUCUCCCAUCUACUUUGUCUCCUUCGUCUUGACCGCUCAGUUUGUCCUGGUCAACGUCGUCAUCGCUGUCUUAAUGAAACACCUAGAGGAGAGCAACAAGGAAGCCAAAGAGGAGGCGGAGCUAGAGGCGGAGCUGGAGUUGGAGCUCCACCCGGACGGAAGAGAUGGAGCGAGGUCGCCCCAGCUCAACCCUCUGGCCCUGGGAAUGGACAGGAGUAGCUCAGGGGGCUCCCCCUGGAGGUCUGGAGGAGGAGACAGGGAGCGGGAGAGGCCAAGUCCGGUGGACUCUCCUCCUGCAGAUAUACCCACAGACUCAGUACACAUUAGGGCAGAUCCCCCUCCCUGCCUGGAUCCACCAUUUGAGCGGAGGGCAAUGUUUGACUCGGUCUCCCUGGUGAUCCAGGGCUCCAUGGAGGGGGAGCUGAGUCUGAUGGACAACCUGUCUGGCUCCAUCUGCCACUACUACGCCUUGCCCCCUCAGUCCAGCAAGCAUGGCACCGACAAGAAGAUCCCUCUAGCGGAGAUGGACGCGCUGUCUCUGGGCUCUGAGAAAUCCUGGUCCCUAGCUCUCGCCGACGACUCGCCUCCCGACGAGUCUAACCCCCUCUUUCUAACCAGUUUGGACCGCAACACGGAGCAGCUUGAUCCUGGGGAGCCACUGGAGGACAACCUGCUGAGUGUCAGGAAGUCCGCUGUGGGCCGCACACACUCCCUGCCAAAUGACAGCUACAUGUUCCUCCCAGUGCAGCCCUGUGGGCUACCAGCCCUGGCUCCGGCACAGGCCCGGGGGCCCCAGCACAUAGACGGGUGCCAAAGGGGCCAGUCAGGCUCCCGUAGCUCUGUUCGUUCCCAGCCAGAGGAUUGUUCCCAGCAGCUGACUGUUCCUACGGACCUCUUCAGACCCAUCAGCCCUCACAGCCACUCAGACUCCGAGGGUAUACCACGCCUGCCCCUGCCCCGACGUACUCAUACACUCAGCCGCACGCUCCGCAGACAGGUUGCAGUGUCUACUGAUUCUCAGGAGGCCCUGUGUACAGAUGAGGGGGAGAGCGAUGGGGGUCUCCUGAACGUAGCCUCUCUGGGCAUCCCCCACUCCUCUUCUGCCUCCUCCUCUUCCUCCUCUUCUCCUUCCACCCGCUUCCAUCAGCAGCAGCAGCAGCAGCAGCAGCCCUCCCUCCGCCUCCUCCCUGCGACCCCGGGCGCAUCCCCUGAACCCACAUGCCCCAGCAGCGUGCACACACAGCAUCCCCACCGUGAGCACUACUGCCUCAUCUCCUACUUGCCUUCCUCUGCCUCCCCCCACUCCUCCCCCCCCUCUCUCUCCUCACCCCCUCCCCUCCCACCGGCCAGAUCACACAGGCAGGAGGAGGCCUCGGUGGACCGGGAGGUGUCCCUCAUCACCCGGGCAGGCCUGGCUGACAGCGAUGACAUCAUCAGGGCUGGUGGGGAACCACAGGAUGGAGGCACACAGGGUUACCAUGGUUAUGAGGUCUGCUGCGACAGACGGAGCCCGUGCCUGAGGCAGCUCAAGAGGUUCCACAGCGCAGACACACAGGGGCGCAGCACCCUCCUGCCCCGGCCACUCCCUUCCAACUGGCUGGACGACCCGCGGCGCCACACGGUCGAAGUGUGCUCCUCGGUGGAGCCCAGCCCCCAGUGCAGCACCACCUCCACCUCCUCCGGCUUUGUGUCGAGGGCGGACAGCCUGCAGAUCCAAGGCCAGGCCUCCACCCAGACCAGCCUACCCUCGCCCCGACGCAAGAAGAAAAUGAGCCCUCCUUGCAUCUCUGUGGACCCCCCCGAUGGACUGGAGGUCCAGUCUGGCCUUCACACAGCCUUUGAGGGGCUUGGGAAUGCGAUGCUUGGAGGACUGGGGGGACUGGGGAUGCCCCCUCCGCUGCCCAGCCGGGACACCUGCCUGAGGAGGAGAGCCCCCUCCAGCGACUCCAAGGACUCCUUUGAUCUGGGGGUUGGAGAGGGGCCGGGGCAGGACGGGGGAUCCCCAAACCCCAACACCAACCCCAAGCUAUUGACUCUUCCCAGUUUCUCCUUUGAGAAGACGAGCUCUGAGCACUGAACACUGACGCGCACACCGUUCACACAGAUACGCACACACAGACGCACACAUGGACCUGUACACGCGCGCGCACCACGAAGCUGGACGAACGAGACCUCUGCCUAAACACACAUGCAACCGACCCCACACAGUCGCACACAUUCAAACGCACGAUGCACUCGGUGUAUCUGUGAUGGUGAUAGUCCUAGUAAUAAAGCUGUAGAGAGUAAUAAUGGUAAACCUACAACAAGCGGUAAAAACAAGCUCGGUUUCAUAAAGCAGUGCAGUACUGUAGUUGUGUGACCGUCCCUUGUCUUUGUAUUGUUACUGCCACAAUGAAAUGGACAUGAGAAGGACACGGCGACCCGAAGGCGAAACAAGACCGCCCGCGAUCAUGACUGUUCCUCUUCAACUGUGCCUGCAUGCCACCGGCUGCAGGCCGACUCCGAGACCUCCGAGACGAUGUCGGCACCGGGGAUUUAUGGGUGGUGCCUCCUGGGGCCACCAUUGGUACUGCCUGGUGUUGUACAGAGUGGACUCGGCCCACUCCAAAGGGCAUCAGUAGAGGUACAAAGCAAUAUGAACGUUUUAGAGACACUAUUUUCUUAAAUUAUUGGGCCAUAGUGUUUGUACAGGAUAUAGAAGUUGUUUUUUUUAUUUCAUUAUAUUUUUAUUUUGGUGUCUUUUGUGAAUUUGUGUUUUUUUUUCAGUUUGUUCGAAAUGUUUUGUUUUUGUCAUUUUUUUUCACUGUAGGAUAUUUCUAGCUUUCUUGAUUUACUGAAAGUGAACAUUUUUCAAAGUGCUGAGAACCAUGUAUUUGUAGGAAUAAUAUAUAAAUAUAUAAAUAUAUAAAUAUAUAUAUAUAUAUAAAAAACAAGUCAUUAAACUGAGCUUGGAUUUUUAAGCACAAGCAUUAAACCAUGGUGGUUUGAUUGUUACAAGAAAAGUGGAGAGGUUUGUGUGUUGUGGACUGCAUACUUGACAGUUGUGUGACAUGCAGCUCUGCAGGCUGUACAUCCAGGAGGAGAAAAAAAAAAACCAAAAAAAAAA